GACCGCUCCUACCAACUCUCUCUCUCUCUCUCACGCACACACACACACUCUGCAGUCUGCAACUGCUGCAUUCCUCAGUCAUUCCUGUCUCGUGACUCACUUUCCAUUUCUCUGCCCCUUCGCCCGCAACACGACAAUAUCUCCCCUCCAUUUUGUACACCGGUAAAGUGCAUCUUUAACCAAUAUCCCAUAAAAAAAAAAAAAAAAAAUUUCGAGAAAACCAAUGUCCCAUAAUUUUUUCUCACCUUCUACGUGGUAAGUAGUGAAAUAUCCCAGGUAGAUAACAUUUGUGGUUAGUUGAUUGCCCAACUGCCUUUUGACCUUUUCCGUUUCCCAAUUCACCUAUUUUUCGCUUCUCUGGAAUCCCAUUUCUCAUGUCAAAUUGGGAAUAAAAAGGGAAGAAAAAUAUGAAAUGCUUUCAUUUUACUAAUGGGGAGACAAAGGGGGACGAUGAGGACGUCGACGACGCCGGAUUAUCUCGGACAUCCAAGGUGAGUUGGGCACGCUCCUUGAGCGUGGCUUCCAGUAGUGUUGAUUCAGUGAGGCGCUCCGAGUUUGGCUCCGAGUCCAGGGACUUCACCGACUCCUUCGGCUUCUACGAGUUUCUGAGCCAGCGGAGAGCUAAUGAUCUCAGAGUUUUCAGCUUUUACGAGCUGAAAGCAGCAACCAGAGGGUUCAGCAGGGGUCUCAUGAUCGGAGAAGGUGGUUUCGGAUGCGUUUAUAGGGGGGUUGUUAAUGUUGGGGGGCAACCGGACCCGGAUUCGGAGGAAAAGAUGGAAGUUGCUAUCAAACAGUUGAAUCGCAAUGGAUUCCAGGGGCACAAAGAAUGGAUCAACGAAGUGAACUUUUUGGGUGUAGUCAGUCACCCGAAUCUUGUCAAGUUAUUUGGAUAUUGUGCCGAAGAUGAUGAAAGAGGGAUCCAGCGGCUCUUGGUCUAUGAGCUUAUGAGAAAUAAAAGCUUGGAAGACCAUUUGUUGGCCCGUUCUGCAUCUCCUCUCCCUUGGAUUCAGAGAUUAAAAAUUGCUCAAGAUGCAGCUCGUGGUUUGGCAUACCUUCACGAGGAAAUGGACUUUCAGCUCAUAUUUCGAGAUCUCAAAGCUUCCAACAUUCUUCUGGAUGAAGAUUUCAAAGCCAAGCUUUCAGAUUUUGGACUGGCCAGACAGGGUCCAACAGCUGGAUUUGGUCAUGUUUCCACAUCCGUUGUUGGUACAGUAGGCUAUGCAGCCCCCGAGUAUGUCCACACUGGCAGACUCACCGCUAAAAGUGAUGUAUGGAGUUUUGGUGUGGUUCUAUAUGAGCUUAUCACAGGAAGGCGGGUGCUGGAGCGAAAUUUACCCAGAGGGGAGCAAAAGCUUUUGGAAUGGGUUAGACCAUAUGUGUCAGAUUCUAAAAAAUUCCACUUGAUUCUUGACCCACGACUUGAAGGCGAAGAUUGCUUGAAGUCAGCUCAGAGACUAGCAUCCCUUGCCAACAAAUGCCUCUUGAAACAAUCCAAAUCUCGCCCAAGAAUGAGUGAGGUGGUUGAGAUGCUUGGGAACAUCAUUAGCGAGACAGCCUGUUUGGAUCGUGUACCCGAAGGCAUCAAUGAAACUGAGGAUGUGAAGGAAGAAGUUGCAGGGGUUGAGCUUGAGUCAGGCAAGCAGGGGAGCAACGAUAGAAGAAGGGGCUUUGAUUUGAAAGAAAUGGUGAGCUUUAGGAACAAAUCCAUUGGGAGGCUGGAUUGGAGAAAUUGGACGCCAGGCUUAAUAAGAACUUCUUGAUAUGCACAGGGCUGUCUCUGCGGGCGUCACUAGCUAAUGCGCUUUCUCGAGAAAGAUGGAGAUAGAAGACCAUGAUCGCAUGGUUGUCAAUUCACAAUCUUCCCUGUACCACUCGUAAAUAUUAGGUGCCGCUGUGUGAGGAAGGGUGAAAAGCCAUUACUAGUGUUACCAUAUUAAGAAGCGCAUAUAUAGCGUUAUCUUGUCACACUACAAUCUUUGUCCAUUCGAUGCCUUUGAUAUCAUUAUCAGGUGUCAAGUUAAACACCUGUGUGUGUGUGUGUGUGUGUGAGGUUGGUGAAGGAUAAAUCUUCAUGCUGCAAUCGAACGCAUGUCAAUUCGGCAGUUAUACAAGUCAAGUCAAACUGGU
This is a messenger RNA of Coffea eugenioides, 2127 nucleotides long. RefSeq names its product serine/threonine-protein kinase PCRK1. Gene Ontology annotation, biological process: protein phosphorylation. The transcript has 4 exons. Bases 408 to 1760 code for a protein of 450 amino acids. Gene Ontology annotation, molecular function: protein kinase activity; ATP binding. NCBI's taxonomy places the organism in Eukaryota, Viridiplantae, Streptophyta, Magnoliopsida, Gentianales, Rubiaceae. The record is from RefSeq and is a predicted model, not a curated record.